AUGCUAAAAAAGUCUAAAUUCAGAGCUGCUGUAGCGGCUCUUAAACAUAAAUUACCAUGGUUUAAAGUGACUGUACCCAGUAAAGUAAAGUUCACGACCAAGAUCACAAAAGAACAAAUUUGUAUUUGUACUAUUGUAACAAUCCUGUACCUCAUGCAUUGUAUAGGCUAUGUCAACGAAUCAGACGACUACUAUGGCAAGAAACAGUAA
Messenger RNA from Arctia plantaginis, 210 nucleotides. NCBI's taxonomy places the organism in Eukaryota, Metazoa, Arthropoda, Insecta, Lepidoptera, Erebidae. The record is from the annotation of a GenBank genome assembly.